Messenger RNA from Anisakis simplex (herring worm), 217 nucleotides. The record is from the annotation of a GenBank genome assembly. NCBI's taxonomy places the organism in Eukaryota, Metazoa, Nematoda, Chromadorea, Rhabditida, Anisakidae.
UGGAUCGCGUACUUCCCACCAUCGAGAGAAUCCGACUUCGGAGACCGAGUUAGGGCUGGAUCGGGUUUCGGUAGGGCGUCGAAUAGUGACGAAGACGAUACGUCGUGUGGUAGUUUUACGGAAGUGGAUUUAUAAAACGCUUCUGAAGCACAGUGAAGUUCGCUCGGAUCAAUAUGUGGUCCAGAGUUCAAUAGUGACGACAGCAACAGGAUACUGA